This is a messenger RNA of Callorhinus ursinus (northern fur seal), 2283 nucleotides long. The record is from RefSeq and is a predicted model, not a curated record. Lineage: Eukaryota; Metazoa; Chordata; Mammalia; Carnivora; Otariidae.
AUGAGCCCCGAACCGGUCCCGCCGCCGCCGCCGCCGCCCCAAUGCCCCGGCUGCGACUGCGGGGAGCCUUUCGCCAAGCGCUUGGAGAAGGGCGACGAGGCCUUCCGCGCUGGCGAGUAUGAGAUGGCAGCGGAGCUCUUCCGAUCGAUGCUGGCCGGGCUGGCGCAGCCCGACCGCGGCCUGUGCCUGCGGCUGGGGGACGCGCUGGCCCGCGCGGGCCGGCUCCCCGAGGCCCUGGGCGCGUUCCGCGGCGCCGCGCGGCUCGGAGCGCUGCGGCCGGACGAGCUGGGGGAGCUGGCGGGCAGCCUCGCGUGCGCCCUGGGCCAGCGCGAGUGGCGGCUGCCGGCUGGGAGGCCGGGCCGCGCCCCCGAGGAGCCGCGUGGGGAACAGCCGGCCUCGGCGCCCGUCGCGCCCGGUGACCUGCUGGGCUGUCCGCGCUGCCAGCGCCUGCUCCACAAGCCGGUGACCCUGCCGUGCGGGCUGACGGUGUGCAAGCGCUGCGUGGAGUCGGGGCCGGCCCGGCUGCAGGCUCGGCGAGUCAACGUGGUGCUGAGCGGCCUGCUGGAGAAGUGCUUCCCGGCCGAGUGCCGCGUGCGCAGGCUGGCUGGCCAGGCGCGGGGUCUGCAGCGCCAGCAGCAGCCCGAGGCCGCGCUGCUCAGGUGCGACCAGGCUCUGGAUCUGGCUCCUAGAGAUAAUUCAUUAUUGCUGCUGCGAGCAGAGUUAUAUUUAACCAUGAAGAACUACGAGCAGGCUCUACAGGAUGCCAAUGCCGUUUGUCAGAAUGAACCUUUCUUGACUAAGGGGCAUCAUAUGAAGGCUCAGGCUCUUUCUGGAUUGGGAAGAAGUAAGGAAGUGUUAAAGGAGUUUCUCUACUGCCUUGCUUUAAAUCCUGAAUGUAACUUGGUGAAGAAAGAAGCACAGAAGGUAAUAUGCGAGGUGUUUUUUCCAGCUUCAGAAAAUGUGCCUCAGAAUUUGACAUCUUCCAUCCAAAGCAGAAUAUUGAACAGCAGGCUAAAGGCUCAGUGUGCCAGCCAUGUAAACACCCAGCCUCUGGAAGAAGGUGGUGGUGCAGGGAGUUCUAAGAAUCCAUCUGAGAAAUCUGAUGUGUUUAGAAAUACCAAUUCUUCAGUUUUGUAUUUUAUACUGGGUCUGCACUUUGAAGAGGAUAAAGAAGUGUUAGAGAGUAUCCUUCCAGUAGCACCCAGCACCGGUUUAAAGAGACAAUUUCCAAAUGAUUUGGAGGAUGUGCAUGACCUGAAUGGCCCUGGGAAAAUUCCCAAGAAAGAUUCCUCACCUCAAAGGAACAUGACCUCUAACAUAGGAGAAAGUCCAGAGCUCUCCAUAGAUGUAACUGACUUUGAGUGUGCCCUUUGCAUGAGGUUGCUCUUUGAGCCUGUUACUACACCAUGUGGACAUACGUUUUGCCUGAAAUGCCUUGAACGCUGCCUCGACCAUGCCCCACAUUGUCCACUGUGUAAAGAAAAACUCUCAGAAUUGUUGGCAAGCAGAAAUUUUAAUAUAACUAUUUUGGCCGAAGAAUUAAUAUUUCGAUAUUUAUCUGAUGAACUCUCUGAUAGGAAGAGAAUUUAUGAUGAAGAAAUGACAGAGCUGUCAAAUCUGACCAGAGAUGUCCCCAUCUUUGUGUGUGCCAUGGCCUUCCCCACGGUGCCGUGUCCACUUCAUGUCUUUGAGCCCCGCUAUCGGCUUAUGAUAAGAAGAUGCAUGGAAACUGGCACCAAACGGUUUGGCAUGUGUCUAUCUGCUGAACACGCAGGAAUUUCAGAGUACGGCUGCAUGCUGGAGAUUAAGGACGUCAGAACGUUUCCUGAUGGGAGUUCGGUUGUGGAUGCCAUUGGGAUUAGUCGGUUCCGAGUUCUGAGUCACCGUCACAGAGAUGGCUAUAACACAGCUGACAUUGAAUAUCUCGAAGAUGAAAAGGUGGAAGGUCCAGCAUAUGAAGAACUUACCAGUCUUCAUGAUUCAGUUUAUCAACAGUCGGUUUCCUGGUUUACUUCACUUCAGGAUCACAUGAAGGAACAAAUUUUAAGCCAUUUUGGGUUAAUGCCAGACAGGGAAUCUGAGCCUCAGAGUAACCCUAGUGGCCCCGCAUGGUCCUGGUGGAUCCUGGCGGUGUUGCCAUUGGAACGCAAGGCUCAGCUGGCUAUUCUUGGCAUGAUCUCCCUUAAAGAGCGUCUGCUUGCCAUUCGGCGAAUAUUAGUCAUCAUCACGCGUAAGAUGAAUAGUCGGCAGGAGCUGGUUAAUAGCAGGGAGAGAAAUAAUUAA